GAGGCCUCCAACAUUACCUCAAACUUGGCGAAUUUUGGACGAACAUUUACGCGCAAGAAACUACCCUUCCAUCAGUUAGCUGACUACUGGCAGAACAAUCUUGAACUGCCCACUGCUCAACCUGAGCUCGAACCCGCCGUUGAUGCAGAUGUGGACGCUUAUGCCACCCGACCUCCCACGGAUACCACUUGUCUCGAAGCAACAGCUUCGGCUGAGACGAAACCCCGGACACCGUCGCCUACGCUGGAUACUAAUCUCACUCAGGCGGUUUCAGUUGACAGUCUUGCGCCCAGCUGUACGGGAACCUACAUUCUUGACGUGAACGACACUCUAGCUGCCGAAGGCAUUCCACCAGUCGUCAUUGACCAGAAGGCUGAGGAGGCUGCCGGUUCGCAGGACUCUUUAGACAGGGUAACCGUGGACGACCCCGAGGAGGCAUGGAAGGAGGAGGGGGAUAGGGACGGGGAGGACCUCGAGGUCAAUGAUGACCAGCUGAAGCAAGCCUUUCCUGUAAAUAGUGAGGAAUUGAGGGAUUUUACGCACGCACCAAUGGAAAAACGGGUGUUCGCGACUUCUUCUGAGGUAAAUGACCUUGACGAUAUUAUGAAUGCCACGAUAUCGAUUUGCAGCAGUGAUGAGCAUGUACCUAGAUAUGUAUGUGCCACAAUAUGGCAGGACUCCCCAGUGAGCUUUUCGGCCAAAAAAUAA
Dibothriocephalus latus is the source of this 708-nucleotide messenger RNA. Lineage: Eukaryota; Metazoa; Platyhelminthes; Cestoda; Diphyllobothriidea; Diphyllobothriidae. The record is from the annotation of a GenBank genome assembly.